UCGAUGUCCACGUAAAGUACCAACUUAAAAAAAAGGAAAAAAUAGAAUCCUCCUACCUUCUUAUAAGGCCUACUUUGACAGCUGCCCAGGCCUCAUUUCUUGCUCCUUUGUAUCCCUUGUUUAUUGUUUACCUAUAGAAAUUUGCCCCUGAGAAGGCAGGCAUUUCAGCUUUGAGGCAAGGAAAUAGUGAGAGCUAAUUGAUUCAUUUGAGGAUGAAACUUGCAACUCUGACCAGAUUAGCAUCAUCCUCUCACCUAGUGAGUUAAAUGCAACAGAACAACAGCUCUCCAAGUACUUUUAAACUCUGCCCUCAUUUCAAAGCCCAGCUCAUUCUCUUAUUUUGUUAAGAAGCAAUGUGGUAUGACUGUGAUAAAGAUAAAAAAGAAAAGCGUGUUUUCACUUGAGUGAGACUGCAUUAGAAAUGUUAGCUAGUCAGGGUUGGGUGUUGCCUGUCCUUUGGAAGAGAACAGGCCUAAACAGUACCUUCCUCAUCCUGUAGCUAUGAGGAAGGCACCAUGAUUGAGAUUAGAGAUGCUUCCAUAGCUGAUUAUUAAUCAAAUGGAAAUUAAACUAACUUUAAAUAUAUAGCAAAAGGAUGGAAGUGAAAAAGAUUGUGUAUUUUUAAAGGACCUAUUUCAUGUAAACUUUUGUUUCUUGAACAAAAUGUGAACUACCUAAAGAAUGAAAUUGGAAAGUCAGUGGGAAAAACAGCUGUAGAAUCAAAGACCGAUAUUUAAAUUUUGAGCCUAGUUGUUGGAUUUUGUGCACAUUAUUUAAUUUCUUUAUGCGUCAAUUACUUCUUAUGUAAAAUAGGGAAAAUACUCUUUACCUCAUAGAAUUAUUCUAAAGAUCAAAUAAAGGCUUUAAAGCCUUUAGGGCAGUGUCUAGCACAGGGUAGAUGCUUAAUAAGUGGCAGCUUUAUCAAUAACAACAACUUAAUAUUGUUGAAUACUUGACCAGGCCAAAAAAAGAAAGAAAAGGACAUAGGGAGCACAAGGGAAGGUGAUAAUAGAAUAAACUGAUUAUAUGUGUAGAUAAAAUAGAUUACAUUAGACAGGGGUGUGAUGAGGAUUAGUGUGAGAGUGACCUUGUUGCUAAGUACAAAAGCAAAACAAUGACAUAAAAACAAGUACGCUAGGCACUGAGUGGAGGAGAGAGAUGGAGGCAGACGCUGCAGGAAAAAAAGCUGAUUAAAAAGGGGCCUUUGAUUCCACAGGCACAAAAAUCCACAGGCACAAAAAUCCACAGCCAGGAAUUUGCUGCCACCUCUGAGUCAGGCAGGGGGUGGGGGUGGGGUGCACAAUCCCAUUAGAGAAAUGCCCAGUGGAUUUAGUCUGAGAGUCACAUUUCUUAUUUGGACCAGUGUAGACAGAAGCAAACCCAGCUCACUUGUUUCCUGGGACAGUUGAGUUAGGGGAUGGCUUUUGCAGAGCGUUCACCGCUGACCCCUCACCGCCGGGACCUCUGUAGCCGCUCUAUCUGGCUAGCAAGGAAGAUUCGUUCAGACCUGACUGCUCUUAUGGAAUCUUAUGUGAAGCAUCAGGGCCUGAAUGAGAACGUAAACCUGGACUCUGUGGAUGGUGUGCCAAUGGCAAGCACUGAUCGAUGGAGUGAGCUGACUGAGGCAAAGCGACUCCAAGAGAACCUGCAAGCUUAUCGUACCUUCCAUGUUAUGUUGACCAGGCUUUUAGAAGACCAACAGGUGCAUUUUACUCCAGCUGAAGGUGACUUCCAUCAAGCAAUACAUACCCUUCUGCUCCAAGUUGCUGCCUUUGCUUACCAGCUGGAGGAAUUAAUGGUGCUCCUGGAAUACAAGAUUCCCCCCGGUGAGGCCGAUGGGAUUCCUGUUACUGUUGGAGAUGUUGGUCUUUUUGAGAAGAAGCUGUGGGGCCUAAAGGUGCUGCAAGAGCUUUCACAGUGGACAGUGAGGUCCAUCCAUGACCUUCGAGUCAUUUCUUCUCAUCCAACUGGGAUCUCAGCACAUGGAAGCCAUUAUAUUGCUAACGACAAGAAAAUGUAGCAGUUACCCUUCUUCCUUUCUUUUCUAAUGGAAUAUACGUAGUUCUCUGAGGCCUCACCUUCCUACUCUUCAGUUUUUGAAAAACCUUUAAGACCACAGGCAUUUUCCUUAAGUAGGGUUGGAGACAUGGACAAAUGAACAUACAGGUUUAGUCUGGGGGGUGUGUGUGUGUAUGUGUAUGUGUGUUGGGGCCAUAAGGGAGUG
This is a messenger RNA of Ceratotherium simum simum (southern white rhinoceros), 2224 nucleotides long. RefSeq names its product ciliary neurotrophic factor (gene CNTF). NCBI's taxonomy places the organism in Eukaryota, Metazoa, Chordata, Mammalia, Perissodactyla, Rhinocerotidae. Gene Ontology annotation, cellular component: axon. Gene Ontology annotation, biological process: ciliary neurotrophic factor-mediated signaling pathway; negative regulation of neuron apoptotic process; astrocyte activation. Gene Ontology annotation, molecular function: ciliary neurotrophic factor receptor binding; growth factor activity; cytokine activity. The record is from RefSeq and is a predicted model, not a curated record.